AUGGAGGUCUACGUGGAUGACAUGCUGGUGAAAGCCCCAAAACGUGCAGAUCACAUCAAAAAUCUUGCUGAGGCAUUCAGCCUGCUUUGCCAAUAUCGCAUGAAGUUGAAUCCGAAUAAAUGCACAUUUGGUGUAUCCUCAGGCCGAUUCUUGGGAUACCUAGUCACACAAAGAGGUAUUGAGGCACACCCACGUCAAAUCAAAGCCAUUCUCGAGAUGAAGUCGCCCUCCACGGUGAAGGAGAUACAAAGUCUAACGGGUAGAGCAGCAACCCUCAAUCGAUUCCUCUCGAGAUCAACUGAUAAGUGCAGACCAUUCUUCGAAACUUUGAAGAAAGGACAAAGAGACAAAUCGGAUGAGGAGUGCGAAGUAGCUUUCCAUAAUUUGAAGACUUAUCUCACUUCACCUCCCCUGCUCUCAAAGCCAACCCCUGGCGAAGACUUGUUCGUGUACCUGGCAGUGUUCAACUCAGCUCAAAAAGCUGCAAUAAACGCCCAGGCUUUAGCAAACUUCGUAGCAGAAUUCACCCCAUCGGCCGAAGAAGAGAAAUUAGUCAACAAAAAGAAGGAAAGUUUAAAAGCAAAUGGGAUGUCCGUUGAACCUAGCCAACCUAGAGACAUGUGGCAAUUGCGCAUAAACGGGGCGUCGAACCAAAAGGAAGCUGGAGCUGGUGUCGUCAUCACUACCCCAGAUGGAACCGUGUUGGAGCAAGCUAUCACGCUUGGCUUCCUGGCCUCGAACAACGAGGCAGAAUACGAGGCAUUGCUUUCCAGCUUGCGCUUGGCAAAGGAACUCGCAAUCAAGAAGCUCGCUAUCUACUCAGAUUCCCAGUUGAUCACAAACCAAGCCUCAGGUGAAUACAUGGCGAAGCACCCAAGGAUGAUCUUAUACCUUGACAAAGUCCAAGAGCUAUUGAAGGCUUUUCCUACCUUCACUAUCCAACAAGUACGCCGGGCAGAGAACGCGCAUGUAGACCCACUGGCAAGCCUAGGGUCAGCACUGGAUACCCAGUUCAGACGUUCCAUCCUAAUCGAACACCUUGACCGACCAAGCAUUAAAGAAAUAGAGCCGAUCGACACAAUUAAGAUUGACGAGGAUCCCAGUUGGCAAGACCCCAUCAUCGACUACUUGGUGAAUGAAAACUUGCCAGCGGACAAGUCCGAAGCUAGAAAGGUCCAGCAGAAGGCCGCGUGA
This is a messenger RNA of Prunus dulcis (almond), 1194 nucleotides long. RefSeq lists its product as uncharacterized. The transcript is spliced from 2 exons. Bases 1 to 1194 code for a protein of 397 amino acids. Gene Ontology annotation, molecular function: nucleic acid binding; RNA-DNA hybrid ribonuclease activity. NCBI's taxonomy places the organism in Eukaryota, Viridiplantae, Streptophyta, Magnoliopsida, Rosales, Rosaceae. The record is from RefSeq and is a predicted model, not a curated record.